CCCGCCGCCCGCGCGCCCCUCCCCUCGGCGAGGCGGCGGCGGGACCGCGCCGCUCCGGCAGAGUAAACCGGUUUGUCUUCACUUCGCCCCUCGAGGCGCCCGGGAGCACUGCCAGUCGGCGCUGGGACAUGUGUGCGCGGCUCUCUCCUUUCCCCCGGCGAGAGGAUGUUUCAUUCCGGUAGAAUGUGGAGCUGCCAUUGGAAAUGGAAGCCAAGCACCCUUCUAUUCUUAUUUGUUCUGUGUAUCAUGUGUGUUCCUCUCGCAGCAGUGUCGGGAUGCGCCAACUGCAGGGUUGUCCUGUCCAGCCCCUCUGGGACCUUUACUUCUCCAUGCUACCCUAACGACUACCCCAACAGCCAGGCCUGCCUGUGGACCCUGCGAGCUCCCACUGGCUACAUCAUUCAGAUCACAUUUAACGACUUCGACAUUGAAGAAGCUCCCAAUUGCAUUUAUGACUCCUUAUCUCUGGAUAUUGGAGAGGGCCAGCCUAAAUAUUGUGGAGCAACUGCCAAAGGCCUAUCAUUUAACUCAAGUGCGAAUGAGAUGCACGUGUCCUUUUCAAGUGACUUUAGCAUCCAGAAGAAAGGUUUCAACGCCAGCUACAUCAGAGUUGCCGUGUCCUUAAGGAAUCAGAAGGUCAUAUUACCCCAUUCACCGGAUGCUUACCAGGUGUCUGUUGCAAAAAGUGUCUCCAUUCCAGAGCUUAGCGCUUUCACGCUCUGCUUUGAAGCAGCUAAAGCUGGUAAUGAAGACCAUGACUGGACAGCUUUCUCCUACUCAGAUGCAUCAUCCUCACAGUUGCUCAGUUUUGGAAAGGCCAACGAUGGCUACUUCCUAUCUAUUUCCGGCUCAAAAUGCUUGCUGAACAGCGCGUUACCUGUGAAGGAGAAGGAAGAUAUUUUCACGGAAAGCUUUGAGCAGCUCUGCAUUGUUUGGAAUAAUUCUUUGGGCUCUGUUGGUAUAAAUUUCAAAAGAAACUAUGAAACAGUUCCAUGUGAUUCUACCAUUAGUAAAGUUAUUCCUGGGAAUGGGAAAUUGUUGUUGGGCUCCAAUAAAAAUGAAAUAGCCUCUCUGAAAGGGGACAUUUAUAACUUUAGACUUUGGAAUUUUACCAUGAAUUCGAAAAUCCUCUCCAACCUCAGCUGUAAUGUGCAGGGGAAUGUGGUUGACUGGCAAAAUGACUUUUGGAAUAUCCCGACCCUGGCUCUGAAAGCUGAAAGCAACCUGAGCUGUGGUUCCUACCUGGUCCCGCUUCCGGGAGCAGAACUAGCUAACUGCGCAGAACUGGGGACCCUCUGCCAAGCAACUGUAAACUCUUCUAGUACUACACCACCCACUGUCACCACUAACAUGCCUGUUACUAAUAGAAUCGAUAAACAAAAGAAUGAUGGAAUUAUGUAUAGAAUAUCCGUAGUGAUUCAAAAUGUCCUUCAUCACCCUGAGGUCAAAGUACAGAGCAAGGUUGCAGAAUGGCUCAAUUCAACUUUCCAGAAUUGGAACUACACUGUUUAUGUGGUUAAUAUCAGUUUUAACCUGAGCACUGGAGAGGACAAGAUUAAAGUCAAGAGAAGCGUUGAGGAUGAUGAAAGGUUGGUGAUUUGGGCCCAUAUCGUUUACAAUGAUACCAACAAUGUCCACUUAGAAGGAAAAACCAUUCAGGAGAAGCUUUUACAAAAUAACGAAUCCCUGGAUGAGGGCCUGAGGCUGUAUACAGUGAAUGUGAGGCAACUGGGCGUCUGUGAUUCCGUGGAGGAACCCAAAGGUUUUCACUGGCCGGCGGUGCCCCCUUCUGAGUACAGCCUCCCGUGUCCCGACAAGCCCGGCUCCUCUGUCUCGCGGACAUGUUAUCGCAACACGUCAUUAGUCUUUUGGGGACCCCUGGACAUCUCCAACUGCUCAAGGGAAGCAAAUGAAGUUGCCAAUCAGAUUUUAAAUUUAACUGCUGAUGGGCAGAAUUUAACUUCAGCCAAUAUUAACAGCAUCGUAGAACAGGUCAAAAGAAUUGUGAAUAAGGAAGAAAAUAUUGAUAUAACACUCGGCUCAACUCUCAUGAAUAUAUUUUCCAACAUCUUAAGCAGUUCAGAUAAUGACUUGCUUGAGUCUUCUUCCGAAGCCUUAAAAACAAUUGAUGAAUUGGCCUUCAAGAUAGACCUAAAUAGCACACCACAUGUGAAUAUUACAACUCGAAAUUUGGCUCUUGGAGUAUCAUCCCUGAUCCCAGGAAUGAGUACAAUUUCAAAUUUUAGCAUUGGUCUUCCAAGCAAUAAUGAAUCAUAUUUCCAGAUGGAUUUUGAGAAUGGACAAGUAGAUUCAUUGGCUUCUGUAAUUUUGCCUCCAAACUUACUUGAGAAUUUAAGUCAAGAAGAUUCUGUAUUAGUUAGAAGAGCACAGUUUACUUUCUUCAAUAAAACUGGACUUUUCCAGGAUGUAGGACCCAAAAGAAAAAUCUUAGUGAGUUAUGUGAUGGCGUGCAGUAUUGGAAACAUUACUAUUCAGGAUCUGAAGGAUCCUGUUCAAAUUAAAAUCAAACAUACAAGAACUCAGGAAGUGCAUCAGCCCAUCUGUGCUUUCUGGGAUUUGAACAAAAACAAGAGUUUUGGGGGAUGGAACACGUCAGGAUGUGUUGUUCACAGAGAUUCAGAUGCCAGUGAGACCAUCUGCCUGUGUAACCACUUCACACACUUUGGGGUCCUGAUGGACCUUCCGAGAAGCGCCUCCCAGAUCGACGCCAGAAACACCAAAGUCCUCACAUUCAUCACCUAUAUCGGCUGUGGGGUGUCUGCUAUUUUCUCAGCAGUGACUCUCCUCACAUAUGUUGCUUUUGAGAAACUACGAAGGGAUUAUCCCUCCAAAAUCCUGAUGAACCUCAGUUCAGCCCUGCUGUUCCUAAAUCUCGUCUUCCUCCUGGAUGGCUGGAUCACUUCCUUUGAGGUGGACGGAUUGUGCACAGCAGUCGCGGUCCUGCUACACUUCUUCCUCCUGGCCACCUUCACCUGGAUGGGGCUGGAAGCGAUCCACAUGUACAUUGCUCUAGUUAAAGUGUUUAACACCUACAUCCGCCGCUAUAUUCUAAAAUUUUGCAUCAUCGGUUGGGGUUUGCCUGCCUUAAUCGUGUCAGUUGUUCUAGCAAGCAGAAAACAAAGUGAAGUCUACGGUAAAGAAAGUUACGGGAAGGAACAAGGUGACGAGUUCUGUUGGAUUCAGGAUCCGGUGGUAUUCUAUGUGACCUGUGCUGGCUAUUUUGGAGUCAUGUUCUUCCUGAAUGUGGCCAUGUUCAUUGUGGUGAUGGUGCAGAUCUGUGGGAGAAACGGCAAGAGAAGCAACCGGACCCUGCGAGAAGAGGUUUUAAGGAACCUGCGCAGUGUGGUCAGCCUCACCUUUCUGCUGGGCAUGACAUGGGGUUUUGCUUUCUUUGCCUGGGGACCCUUAAAUAUCCCGUUCAUGUACCUCUUCUCCAUCUUCAAUUCAUUGCAAGGCCUAUUCAUAUUUAUUUUCCACUGUGCAAUGAAGGAGAAUGUUCAGAAGCAGUGGAGACGGCAUCUCUGCUGUGGUAGAUUUCGCUUAGCAGACAAUUCAGACUGGAGUAAGACAGCUACCAAUAUCAUCAAGAAGAGCUCUGAUAAUCUGGGAAAAUCUUUGUCUUCGAGUUCCAUUGGUUCCAACUCAACCUAUCUUACGUCCAAAUCUAAAUCCAGCUCUACCACCUACUUCAAAAGGAAUAGCCACACUGACAGUGCUGCCAUGGACAAGUCCUUGUCAAAACUGACUCAUGCAGAUGGAGAACAAACAUCAAUCAUCCCUGUCCAUCAGGUUAUUGAUAAGGUCAAGGGUUAUUGCAAUGCUCACUCAGACAAUUUCUACAAAAACAUUAUCCUGUCAGACACCUUCAGCCACAGCACCAAGUUUUAAUGUUUUCAGUCUAAGAAAAAGAAAAUAAGUCACGAAAUGUGAAGAUCUGCGAGCAGAGAAAACCAUGAGUAGCAGAUAUAAAUGUUCUAUUACCUAGGUAACUGCAUAGAGAUGAGGAAUAUAUUUUGUUAAGAAGGCUUUUGUGAAAUUCAGAGUUUAGCUUUUCAGUGUGUGUCUCAGAUGGAAGGCUCCCGUCAUCACUAAAGCUUCCCUACCAAGAGCAGUAUGUCUCAGUAGGCAAAGAGGAUAUGAUUUUUUAAAAUAUAUAAUUGAACCAAGCUAAUCAGAACCCAGGAGCAGACAUUAAAAUUAGAGGUCAAAGGAGAAGCAAAACAAGAAGAAAGUAGUUUAGGGUUCAUGUACCUCAUCGCUGUGCCUGGAUGUGGCCGUUUUCUGUGUUCUCUUUCCCAACAUUAGGAAGCAGGGUAAUACUUGUAACUAUCAUGGCUGCUUGCACGUUUCACCCCAGUGCUACUUCUGAGAGUGCGACAGCAAUUACUCUGUGUCAGCAUUACUCUGUGAAAUUUCAAGCACAGAUAAAAAAGACCAUUUGGUCCAAAAAUGCAAAAGGAGUUUUUUCUAAUUGUCAAAUAUAUAAUCCUCAGGACCAUAACAUG
This is a messenger RNA of Chinchilla lanigera (long-tailed chinchilla), 4526 nucleotides long. RefSeq names its product adhesion G protein-coupled receptor G6 (gene Adgrg6). NCBI's taxonomy places the organism in Eukaryota, Metazoa, Chordata, Mammalia, Rodentia, Chinchillidae. Gene Ontology annotation, cellular component: membrane. The record is from RefSeq and is a predicted model, not a curated record. Gene Ontology annotation, biological process: cell surface receptor signaling pathway; heart trabecula formation; myelination in peripheral nervous system. Gene Ontology annotation, molecular function: G protein-coupled receptor activity; laminin binding.